GGCGCGUCGCCGGCGCCGGGCUCGCCGCACGCGACCAGCCUGUCACACGUGUCCAACAUGUCCGCGCACCAGGGCCCCAGCCUACCGACCACGCUGCACACGCCCGCACCAACGCCGGACCCGCUCGCACCGCCCACUCCUGCGGCGCCGCACCUCAAGCUCUACACGCAGGGCGACUCACCGAGCGGUGGCGGCGGUGGCGGCGGUGUCGUCUCCAACGGGGCGACCGCGGCGGGCGGCGGCGCCUGCUUCCCGGCCGAGCUGGUGCGGCGACCGCUGCUGCCCGCCGCCGAGAAGAGGCUCGACCCCAUGGAGGACGAGCACUCGCUGCACAUGCUCUACGACUACACCACCGUGCACGCAUGGCUGGAACACCCGGUGAAGCGGUUUAAGGGCGAGGAGAAGAAGCUGAACGAAGAGAGCGCGCCGAGCGGCGACUUGUACGCGAACGAGCACUACGUGCGUCCGCCGGACUGCGCCCUGAUGCACGACAUUAAGAUUGAGAAGCAGGAACCGGAGGACAGCAAAGAGUACAAGAACCUGUUCAGGUCGGACGGACUGUGCCCAACGUUGAAGGACCUUGAACAGAUAUUCGACAAUUCGGACGAUGCCAACAGCGGCGAUGAGACGCUGCAGGUGUCGACGCCGCCCGACUCCAACAAGUCGUGCGAGGUGCGCUGCGUGCGCGCCGAGGAGCUCAGCAAGAUGUUCCCCACGCCGCCCAGCAUGGAGCCGCACGCGCAGGCCUCGCCCGGCUUCUGUGACGACUCGCACCUCACGCACCUGCCGCACCUGCUCCCGCACCGCCACCACGCCAGCCCGCCGGCCGACACUAUCGAGGACUGGUCGUACGUGUUCAAGCCGGCCACGGUGUACAAGUACGUGGGGUCGUCGAAGUACGCGCCGCUGAGCUCCCUGCCGAGCCAGCUGCUGCCGCCCGUGAGCCUGCCGCCGCACGCCGUGUACCGCCCGCGCUGGCAGCACGACCGCGAGCGGGAGCCCGAGCCCAGCCACGGCGCCGCCCACCUCGCUGAUGAUGCCGGAGCGAAUACCAACAGUACGAGCGGCGCGGGCGGCGCGGGCGGCGUAAAGCGGCCUCUGUCCGCGGCCGGGCGAGACCGCUCGGUGGGCAGUGUGGCGGCGGGGGCGGCGGGGGCGGGGGCGGAGUGCGAGCGGGCGGCGGCGCCCGCGUGCCCGCUGCUGGUGAACGUGCUGCUCGCAGACACCGUGCUCAACGUGUUCCGGGAUCACAACUUCGACAGUUGCACGCUCUGCGUGUGCAACGCUGCCGGCCGGGUAAAUAUUACCAGAUUGAAACCGUUCUUUGUAGUCAUCGUUCCAUAA
Molecule: messenger RNA, 1344 nt
Organism: Leptidea sinapis
Lineage: Eukaryota; Metazoa; Arthropoda; Insecta; Lepidoptera; Pieridae
Product: mediator of RNA polymerase II transcription subunit 13-like
Exons: 8
Coding region: 58-1344 (428 amino acids)
Biological process (GO): regulation of transcription by RNA polymerase II
Cellular component (GO): mediator complex
Molecular function (GO): transcription coregulator activity
Source: RefSeq, a predicted model, not a curated record